AUGGAAAAUAUUUUGGAUUUUCGUGUUAUUUGCUGUACAUGUUUGAAUGUAACGCACAGCACAAUAUCGGUGUAUCAUAGAGAUCUAAAGUACAAUGUUUUGCUUGUGGAAAUGAUCAACAAAAUCAGCCAUAUUGAGUUGAAACCGACCGAUGAGUAUCCUAACAAACUGUGCUAUACGUGUGCCGAUAAGCUACGAAUUGCUUACGAGUUCCGGAUGAUGUGUGACGAUUCUAACAAUAUUCUUCUCAGCCAUCGAAAACAUAGCAAAGAACUUGCGCCAGCUCAUCCGGAAGCUGAACAUCUCGUUCAUGAUGAAAGCCUUCUUUUAGCGGAAACAAGUAACGACUUCAUAGAAUACGACGGUGUUGAAGAAUAUCUGGAGGAAUACCUUUUGGAAACGGAAGAAACAGUACCGUCGAACGAAGAACAAAACACUGAGCAACAUACCAAUAUUUCGGUUGCUGAAAAAGACAUCAUUCCCCCGGAAUUCGAUGAAAAGGAAGAAUAUUUACUUUGUAACGAUAGCCCUAAAAGCGACACGAAGUCAACAAUUAUCGACGAUGCCGAGGCUGCCGAAGUGACCGAAAACAAGUGUCCAAUUUGUGGCCAAAUUCUAAGCAAAAUGGCUCACCUAAGGCGCCACUUAAAGCUUCACAACCGCACAAAAUCCUUCCGCUGCACUCAGUGUCCAAAAGUCUUUUCACGGUCAGACAACCUUCGGGCGCACGAGAAAAAUCACUCCCAGGAACGGCAUUACAAAUGCCCACAGUGUGAUCAGCGCUUUAAACGAAUGGAUGCGUUGAAGGUGCACAUGAGCGUAAGGCACAAGCAGUACGUUGAAGCGCACUUCCACGUUUGCAGCUAUUGUAACACGUUCUUCGAAACUGAACAAAAAUUGAAUGCGCAUCUCGCGAAGCGCCGAAGUGAGAAGAAGUUUGUGUGCCACAUUUGUGGUAAAACCUUUGCCGAACUGUUGCGGUAUGAGAUACAUCUGGAAAAGCAUGCGAAUGCUGGAUCGAAUGUCGAAACGUUCGAGUGUUUUCACUGUUCGAAGCUGUUCGAUAGUAAGAAACGGCUCUCACUUCACAUACGGUAUCAUACGUCGGACAAGGUGUACAAGUGUAAAUAUUGUGAUGAAAGUUUCGCGCGGAAAACGGAAUUGAAAUAUCAUGAAGAUUAUCAUACCGGCACGAAGAAUCACGUGUGCAAAACGUGCGGACAAAGUUUCUAUCGGCUAAAUGCGUUAAAAACACACAUGAUGACUCACACCGAUGAAAAGCCGUUCCAGUGUUCACACUGUCCGAAACGGUUUCGCCAGAAGUACGACAUGAUUACACACGAGCGGCGCCAUACCGGUGAACGGUUCCAGUGCGAUAUGUGUACGGAAAAGUUUAUUCACGCUCAUCAGUUGAAUUCUCACCUGAAAAUAGUGCAUGAUUUGAAUGUGAAAUGCCGCAAGCGGGGAGUUACAAAGUUUUUCCCCGCGUCCGACAAACAUACGGAAGAUAGGCCGGAGAAUGAUGCUAAAAGUAGUUCAUCGCGAAACGAAAACUAA
Messenger RNA from Anopheles maculipalpis, 1557 nucleotides. Its product is annotated as zinc finger protein 16-like. Gene Ontology annotation, cellular component: nucleus. Lineage: Eukaryota; Metazoa; Arthropoda; Insecta; Diptera; Culicidae. The transcript is spliced from 4 exons. Gene Ontology annotation, molecular function: zinc ion binding. The coding region runs from base 1 to 1557 and encodes 518 amino acids. The record is from RefSeq and is a predicted model, not a curated record.